AUGGAUAGCAUCAUCUUCGAGGACCCUUCCAAACCUCGGCUACGCCAAAAGCCACAGGUAAGUGCAGCGCCGGUCAGCUCCAGCACUUCCUUGGGUCGAGCACGCACUUCAGAAGUUGAACCGCGGGUCGUGACACCCGUUCCUGGAAUUCAUCAGCUGCGGGAGCACUCUCACACCAGCAAUUUAGGCUGUUCUGAGCCGUCAACCCUACGAGAUCAGACUUCGGAGAAUCCGCUCGAGGAGCUCUGCCGCAGCCCUCUGCACAACGACAGUCCGGGUGACGGAUGGACCUUGGAAGGGACUUCAUUCCAUGACGAUUUCUCCCUCGUGCAGAUAGAUGAUGAUGGCCUGGCCGAGCGUCUCGACGACGACGACGAUUUAGACAGUCUCUUUUCUGGUGUUUUGCCAGAUUUGGAGUGCUUCACAACGACCGAGUCCGAUCAACAUUCGGACGCUCCAGCUCAGACUUGCGCUUCACGGGUCGCUGGGACUAGCGACAUUGUAAAUUCCUCACCAAGCGACGAUUUGGUCUGCUUCGAUACUCCUGGCCUGCGGGCGAACUCUGACGCGAUUGACCUCGCGGCAGAAUCAAACUGCCCUGAACCGAAGCUGACAGCGGCACCGUCUCCGCAGCGAUGCUCUCCACCAUCCUCGCGCCACAAACCCGGGAUUGAGGUGGUGAUCUCAACCCGUCGUCCCUCACCGAUCACGCAACGGAAUCUCUCCAGUACUCAGGCUGCAGACGAUUUGGUGGAACCGAACGCGGCCAGGCGACGGACAGCAUCUCCCCACCUUGGCGGGCACGUUAAACACAUCUCCGGCCACAAACGACGAUACAUGAGUGAAUCUGAUGUCGACUCCCUAAAUUCCCGUCGAGUGCGUGUGGAAGCUGACCCCAAAAACGCACCGAUCCUUGUCCCUCACAUGCUUAACGAUACCGCGAAUUCCCGAGGAAUAGAAACUCAUCUUCACGAGCCAGGCCGCAAGGUCAGAGCUGGAAUCCACAAUCCCGUCUACGGGUCGGACAGCGAGCAGACCCUCAUUGACCAUGGCGCGAGCAUAAACUGUGACGAUCCAACUGGACGUACUCUUCUCCUUCGCGAGCUCUGUCCUACUCCUACAUCGCCACCAGAUACCGACGAGCCCUUCAACGAGCACGGGCAAGAGCAGCAUCAGGAUAGGUUGAAAGGCUUGAGCAUCCAGCCUGUGACAUUGGGUGACGCCGGCUUUGUUACCGCCAUUAUCGACAGUCCGGCGGACCUUCAGGACAUCUUUCACUCACCUACGGAUUGGGCCCUUGGACGUGGUGUCCAGUCGAACAACCUGGCCAAUAUCGUUCUCAAGCCACUAGCUGAGCGUUGCUGGCUCCUCACAGCCACCAUAUCGCGACGUGUUACCAAAAUGGAUAAUCAGAGACGAGACCGAGCUAGAAGGAGAAGAAGAGAUUCACCCGACCUAGACACGAGUAGCGACUUCUGUCCCAGCGAAAGCGAAACAAUUUCCCCGCCGACGAAGCGAGGCCAUUGGACGUUAGAUGAGGAUAACAAUUUGACGGAAUGGAGGCGCCGGGGCAAGUCAUGGUCGUGGAUCUUUGAUCAAUUUCCCGAACGAUCGGAAGCUGCGGUGCGAUCGCGUUGGUUCGUGGUUCUAGCACCCCGAGCCAAACCCACCUAUAAGUCAACAUCUAAGCUUCGUAGACAGAGGGACGGUCUUCCAGAAGAGGCUGUAGAUUACCAGACUUAA
Exophiala spinifera is the source of this 1743-nucleotide messenger RNA. RefSeq lists its product as uncharacterized. Lineage: Eukaryota; Fungi; Ascomycota; Eurotiomycetes; Chaetothyriales; Herpotrichiellaceae. The record is from RefSeq and is a predicted model, not a curated record. The coding region runs from base 1 to 1743 and encodes 580 amino acids. The transcript is spliced from 2 exons.